Aspergillus wentii DTO 134E9 is the source of this 3687-nucleotide messenger RNA. RefSeq names its product hybrid sensor histidine kinase/response regulator. Gene Ontology annotation, molecular function: phosphorelay sensor kinase activity. The coding region runs from base 1 to 3687 and encodes 1228 amino acids. NCBI's taxonomy places the organism in Eukaryota, Fungi, Ascomycota, Eurotiomycetes, Eurotiales, Aspergillaceae. Gene Ontology annotation, biological process: phosphorylation; phosphorelay signal transduction system. The record is from RefSeq and is a predicted model, not a curated record. The transcript is spliced from 2 exons.
AUGGAAAACGACUCCUCCAUAUCUGUCGUCAUCCCAUCACGAUUGAAGCUGCCUCAACUGAGCCCUGAUCUAACGGAACGAGUCUUUCCCAUCCGCUCUGUUGUCUCGGUCGAUUCGAACCCAUCUUCUGCCGCGCAGACACCCUCAGUUGAGCAAGAUUCUCCUUUUGGUGAGCGUUCCUGGAGCUAUCCAAAUUCAGAAGGAGGAUCAGGAAGCUAUAUAUUUUCUUCACCGGAAGAUGCAAAUUGCACAUCGCCUUCAGACGGCUCAGCAGAAAGAUCUUCAUCCGGUACCAAUGUGGAUAGUUCCGUCAACGAGGCUGCUGAGGUGUCAAUGGGUAUAUUAAGGGACGGACUCUCCAGAAUUACCACCGAUAGUUCUGAUAAGAAAGAGUCUUCCCCUGGAAUGCCAUCGAGUAACACCCUUCGUCAAUCAAUACAACUGCAGGAUACACCGGCAGAGACCGCAAGCUUGACAGCUAUAUACGAACGCAAAAAUGCAUGGCAGAACGGUCCAGGGGAAGAAGGAAAUCACAUGAACACAGACCAGUCAUUUGGAGCGUUGCUUGUCUUGCAAGAGUCACAGGGAGCGCUUGCUGUCCGAAUCGCAAGCAAUAAUAUCAAAGAUAUGAUUGGUUAUUCUCCCCAGAAUCUCUUUCAGCUUGAUUCUCUAUGUGAUAUCCUGCCCCACGAACGGCGAAAUGAUUUCUUGAACCAUUCAAUAUUCGUCAGACAGGAGUGGUACGAUGUUGAAAAGCAUGGGCCUGAAAUAUUUGCUCUGUCUAUCUACACAGAAAAUGAAAAUUUGAACGAUUUUUGGUGUACUAUGCAUACUACGAAGGCUAACACUGGUUACAUACUAUGUGAGCUAGAGCCAGUGAGAAGUACCGCUGACCAAGUCAAUGGUGAUCCAGAGCCUGGUGAAAUACGACUCGAGAAUGAUCACAUCCCUGACCCUCCCAAUGCAUUGAGGAUUUUGAGGAAGGAUGAAAAGAAUCUUGAUUUCAUAAAUAUCCUGAAUGCAAUGUCUCGAGUCGUUCAGCUUGCUGCAAAUGCACAGUCACUUGAAAUGCUGUUUAACUCUAUCAUUGGAACCGUGAAGGCCCUGACUGGUUUCAAUAGAGUUACGCUCUAUCGCCUCGAUACCGACUGGAAUGGUAUUGCCCUGGCUGAUGCCGCCGACCCAGAUGUCAACCUAGGUCCCUACAGCGGCAUGCAUAUUCCCGGAUCGAUAUUUUCAGAGGGCUGUCGAAAACUUCAUUUGCAAAAUAAAGUCUUCCUUACAUACAGUGACAAGCAAUUGCCAGCUGAGCUGAGCUACCGGAGCUCCGAGGAUUCAUUAGCACAAUUGGACAUGUCUCACUGUUACUUGUGUACGAGAGAGUCCUCGAAAUCGCCUGCUAAUAUUGCAACCCACGCGUCCAUUUCUAUCAGCGUUAGUGUGUUUGGGAAGCUCUGGGGCUUAAUAUUUUGCCAGUCUUAUGAUAAAGACAUGAGACUAUCACCACCACUUCAGAAGCUGUGCUGGCUGACCAGUGACGUGCUUUCCAGCAACAUUGAACGAUUAUCUCACACACUGCCAUUUAGACUCCAAAAGCAGAUAGAUCCAACCCAAACCAACUCUAUGGGAGGUGACGAAUCCCCUCAUGGAGAUAUCCUCGGCUUUUUCGGGGCAGAUUAUGCUGCUUCGUCAAUACUAGGUGAGACAAAGAUUCUCGGAAAGCCUCUUGACUCACAGGAGGUGCUCGUUUUGGUAGAGUAUUUGAAAAUGAGGGAGUUCGACACAACCCUUUGGUCGACGGAUAUCAAAAAAGAUUUCCAGGAUCUGAGCUACCCACCCGGAUUUAAAUUCAUAUCUAGUCUGAUCUACAUACCUCUGUCGGACAAAAAUCACGAUUUCAUUGUCUUUUUUAAGACUUCACAAUGGCGAGAAGUCACCUGGGUUGGAUAUAACGAGAAUCUGCACGAAGCAUAUCAAGGCUUCAGCCCAAUUAGCAGUCCAGGAAGAGGAACAGUUUCUUACAAACCAGAUGGAUGGUCAGCAGUUGACCUUGGAAAAGCAUCAGUGGUCUCUCUGAUGUACAAGACAUUUUCCGAAAUAUGGCAACAGAAGGAAGCAGCCAUGCAAAACACGCAGCUUAUGAAACUACUUCUGGCAAACUGUGCCCACGAGGUCCGAACUCCCCUCAAUGCCAUAAUAAACUAUUUGGAGAUUGCACUAGAUGGUUCUCUUAACCAGGAAACUCGAGAGAGUCUUGCCAGAUCACAUUCUGCUUCAAAAUCGCUAAUUUACAUAAUUAACGACCUUUUGAAUUUGACGAACGUUGAAGACGGAAGAAGCCUCCAGCUGACCAAAGACGAAGUUCUUAAUAUUUCUGAAACUAUUCACGAAGCGACAAGUAUAUUUCGGGAAGAGGUAAGACAGAAGGGUAUUGAGCUUCAUAUCGUGCAGCAUUCCAGCCUUCCCCUCGUGCUGGGAGACCAACGUCGAGUGCGUCAAGUCAUUACGAACCUGAUCAGCAACGCAGUUCAAAACACAUCGUCUGGUGCCGUGACAGUGGAGUGCAGCGUUUUUCCUGAUAAGCUAGAGCCCGAAAAGAUUGCAAUAGAGUUUGCAAUCCACGAUACAGGUUCUGGCAUGUCUCAGGAAACCGUAGAAGCGCUAUUCUGCGAAUUGGAACAGGUCUCAAACGCAGAAAACUUGCAAAACUCGCAAUGCUGUCAGACAAAGACGGACAGUGAGAACGACUCUAAAAGUGUUCUCGGCUUAGGGCUUGCACUAGUCGCUCGUAUGGUCCGCAACAUGAAUGGUCGGCUUAGCGUUAAAUCUGAAAAGGAACAGGGAAGCUGCUUCAAGAUUAGACUCAAUUUCUCUUUAUCACCUGAGCAGCGUUCCGAUGAGCGGGACUCAAAGCAGAUCCGUCAAGAUCAUAGUACCAACGAUCUUCCAGAUAUGGAGCAAGCCAAGAAAAGCAAUACCGAAGACGAAUCAAACAAACCCGAGGCUCACAGGUCUACGAAGAGAGAAGCUGAUAAGCAUGCCGAUGAAAAUGAAUGCACUUCUGGAAACACAGAUCCAGGUAUCAACAUUGCUGUCGACAGUGGGGCAUCUCAGCUGAAUCACCAGCGAAGCUCUAGUCUUGAGCCAUCGUAUACUCCACCUAACGGCAAGGGUACAGAGCAGGCGGAAGACCCUCCAAAAUCUAAUCUUCGCAUCUUAGUGGCAGAAGACGAUCCUAUCAACAGUGCAAUCGUAAAGAAAAGACUUGAAAAGCUUGGUUAUACCGUACAGCUGACUAGAAACGGCAAAGAGUGUGCCUCAGUGCAUUGUGAUGAUGCAGGGUCUUUUGACGCGGUGUUGAUGGAUUUACAGAUGCCGAUCGUCGAUGGUUUGGGCGCGACACGAAUGAUACGAGAGUCUGAAAAGCUAGCCAAGACAUCUUUGGCCUCUGAAAAUACAUGUGGCAAUUGCCGCAUUCCUGUCUUUGCGGUGUCUGCGUCCUUGCUGGAAAAGGAUCGACAGACCUAUAUUGACGCCGGGUUUGACGGGUGGAUUUUGAAGCCAAUAGACUUUCAGCGCAUCAAUCAUCUACUCAAUGGUGUUCACCAGGAUGAACUUCGAAACGCUAGUGUAUAUGAGCCUGGAAUGUGGGAAAAGGGAGGGUGGUUUGAGAGAAGGGAAGAAUGA